UUACGCCACCUGAUCUCGCUGGAAGCUACUGAAUCAUCAGAGAUUUCAUACGCCAUCAGAAGAAUGAUAAAUGAACUUACGCUCUGAAGCAUCAAACGUGGAAAUCGUAUGUGUGACGUAUUUUGUGGUUCAUACGUAGCUUGCACUUAAUUUAAUUGAUUUGCACUCGCGAAACUACGUCUCCUUUUGCUUUUUAUUGUGGUAGAGGUUACUCCGUGCGAAUUCUUGCUGUAGAAUCGAAUGGUGACCUAAUGGCGAAUCUAAACAAGGCCGUCAAUGGUUGAAAAUAAUACCGUUUAAAUUUUUAUGAAAUACAAGCAUGGGUCAUACUUAAUUGAUGAGGCGUAAACAUUUAUGGCGAAAUGAACAUUCGAUAGCUUCCUGUUACUCAUCAGUUCACGGAAUUCGAGGUGAGAACAGCACGUGGGGUACAGAAGUUUGCUUUUACCGUUGUCUUACAUAUUGAGCGUUCGUUCAGUUUGAUGUUUCUCCGACUUCUAAUGUGAGAUUAUGGUAUCACGAUUCGAACGCCUGAUGGGGUGCUCCUCUAUCUCGAUAGGAGAGACCCUGCCUGAGGAUAAGACGCAAUGCUCAGGCCGGGGUGAUUGUUUGAAUGGAACUUGUCUGUGCGAAAUCCGUUACAGUGGUGACGAGUGCUCGGGAUUCAACUUGCCCUACCAUGCAGGUAUCUCGUCCGUGUUCUACCUUGUCGCUUUUAUUUCCCUUGUACAGCUGAUGAUCUGUAUCAUUGCCGAAUAUCAGAGAUUGAAACAACCGAGCUUUUUACGUGCCUGCCGGUUGACAACGCAAAAGCUGCUUUAUUUUUUUGUUUUUAUCGCAUCGGUUCUGCGUGGGGCGUACUUCACUACGCCGGAAACACUGCAGCCAGCAUGGGUCUCCUAUCUCAUGUCAGCGUACUAUCCGUUGGUAAUGACGUGUGCAUCGCUGGUCGUCUGCUUAUGGGCCGAGAUAUUUCAUCUGCGUGACAUCCGCUGGGAGCGCUCUCAGUUCCUGUCUAAGAGCUUUCUCGGUUUUCUCGCGUUCAAUUUGCUGCCGUACAGCUUAUUCCUGGCAGAAAUAGCGUACUCGCAUCUGUUUUCCGGCAAGAGCACUCACUUUUUUAACGGAUGCUACGCAGCGCUACUCCUGAUUGUGGUCAUCUUCUUCCUUAUCUACGGCGUGGAGGUGUUUUUCAAGGUACGCGGAGGAUUCGUGUACGAUUUCGGGGCCGUUCCUAGCAGUGAAAAUGUUAAUGCUUCUCAACUCCAUCAGUCCCGGUUCGGGCUGUUAAGUCAAGCGAUUAUGCUUAUCGUCAUCAUAGGUUUUCUGACGUCAGAAACAUUGGGAGAUUUAUGGAAGAAAAAAGUCCCCGUAUAUUCCCGCAAUUGGCACGACAUCGUGUUCCGACUGGCCGAAGUUGGAGUCGCUCUGUGGUUCCCUUGCUGUCUAUGGAACUCGUUGGCUCCCGAACAGUUGUGGAUUUUGAAUCCACGAAAACUCCUGACACGCCAAAUCGAUCCGGUCGGAGCGGACGCUGGUUGUUCGUCCGAACCGGAAGCUUCCACAUCCACCGCAGAGGAAGGACAAUCGUUCCUCGUGAAAAAGGACUGCUGGAUCUGCUACGACAACGAGAAGCCAGAGCCACUGAUCCAGCCCUGCAAUUGCACCGGAGACGUUAGCUCUGUGCACCACGAGUGUCUUCGACGCUGGCUGGUGGAAAGUUGUGCCAAUUCGGACACGCUGCUGAAGUGCAAGGUGUGCGAGUCACCUUAUGAGAUCGAACGAUCGAAUCGUCUCGACUGGGAGAAAGGUUUUACAAUCCAGCACUGGGCAAAGACGAUUAUCAUCGUGACGCUGAUGUGCAUCACGGGUGCGGGCGCAUGGGUCAUCAUUCAGCUGAACGAGGAUUCAUUCGUGCGGGUGUUAGUGGCAGGAUUCGCCAUCAUUAUUGGCUACAUUCUAUUCAAGAUGCUCGGUGAGAACACGGUGACGGCAAUCGAACGCGCAAAGGUUAGUUCGAUUAACAUCGUGACUUCAGCGAGCGAUUUGAACAGCAGUGGGUUACACGAAAAGCUCAAUACCAUCUGUCAGGAUGUGGAAUGCAAGUAAGCCGAUAACAGAAACAAAUUAUAUCUGUGACUGAAUUUGUAAUUCAAAGCAAACAAAUCGAAGGUUAGAGAAUAUGUUGCGCUCGCACGCGCACGAGAACGUGUUUAGUCGAUAGAAAGAUAUCGUUUAGGAUGUUUAUAGCUGACAACGGAGAAAGGGUUUAGGCUAAAUACACACACAUUCACAUAUAUUUAAUGGAAGACCCUACCACAUCUGAGAUUUUUUUUUCCAAAUAGUGGAUAUAAGUCCCAAAAUAGACGGAAAUAUACAGCUUUUUAUAUAUAUUUUUAUAAGAGUACAUUUCAAGUCGAAUUCAAAUAAAAGCAAUAUAUGUCAGAUUGCGAAGCAAAUAUUCUCUAAAAUGCGAACGUUUUAAAUUGAUGCAUUUAUAGGUUCGAAUAGACAAACGAUCAUCACUAACAUCUGUCGGUAUCUACGAGGUUUUAACAUUAUGAAGUUUCCAUAUCGGAUCUAGCACUUCUUGUUGACGAUAUUAUUUCUUAAAGUAGUCUAGAUUGGCUGACAGGCACUAAAUAUUAGUCCGACACUUAUGUUUUAUCAUAUCACAAUACUAGCGAGUUUAUUUGUUGUGCGUUGAAAUUUGAACCGUACUAUUUUUGUGUUUUUUUUUCUUGUAUCACGUGUGUUUAUGUAGUAAUACUGACUCAAUUGGAAAACAGCGAUGACUGGAAGUGAUCAGAGGGAUUUCCUUCCGUGCUUUUGAAUAUUAGGACACUUUCGUUCUUGACUCCGGUCUAUGGCGUUUUUUUGCUAUAUGUGUGGAUUCAAUAUUAUUUUCUUGCCACAAUUGAAAUUACCGUGAUGUACCCGUAUACCGCUCAGCUAAGACAAUAUUGAACGUUUAUAUACUCUAAAAAUUACUGCUUGUGCGUAUAAAAUUUUUGAAAUGAGUUUUUGUUUAUUCCAGCAGUUUCUCGGUCAACAUAAAUCAACAGUCAAUCGGGCGUUUUCGUUGCUAUUUCCUCUACGACACUCCAUGCUCAUUUCAUUCUUCACCGUCAAAUGGACUUCACGGCAUAUUGAUGUGAUUCCCCCACACUGAAUUCAUUGCACUUUCUCGUGUAUCGAUGUUUGAGUUCACGGUGGGCAAAUAAUGGAGCCGCCCAUUAAUGAUGUAACUACUUUUUUGCAUCAAAAAUCAAGUUUUCGUUUCAUUUUAUAUGGAUGUUAAAAUAAGAUUGUGUACACUGGCAACGAGGUACAUGUCACGGUGGAGUAGUAGUGGCGGAUUGAAGUCUAGUUGAAUGAAGAGGCAGAUUUGUAUUCGUUCGUCACCUCAGUUAGAAUAACCAUUUGCUAGAAUUGAAUUGACUAUAAAUUAAUUUUCUAAUUUUUCUUAUUAAUUAUUGCUAUAUUCAUCUAACUGGAUUGCCGUGCGAUGAAAUCUUGGUUGGAGCAAAGCGAAGUUUCGUAGAGCUCGAGAAGGAACUCGCAAAUCGAGUAGCGACAGCUGUCGGGGGCAGUUGACUUCAUUGAGAGGCAGCUUCGCCAUGAAUGUUACCUGCUGAAUCUUCCUACGUCUGGCCAAUGUGUCAAGAUUUAUAAAUUUGCAACGAUCACGAUAUGGUGAUAAGUUUGCACGGUCUUGCCAGGGCAAAUCUCUUAGGGCGACAUGGAUAAACCGUUUUUGAACCCUCGCCAUUCUCAAGCUCCAAUUCAGUUGGUGCGGCAUCCAAAUUAGAAAUGCAUUCUCCAGGAUAGGAUGGAUCAAUGAACAGUACAGCGAUUUUGGGCAAUAAUGGUCUUUCAAAUCUUUGACUAUUUUGGUUCUAGAACUAAAUUGUCGGUUGGCUUUAGCAAUAAUGACAUUUCGAAUUCGAACGACCUGGCAUGAACCCAUGUUGGUCAGAGGAAAUAUAGCAUUUCGCUUCAGUGAGUAUGCUUUGGCUAACUAUUAUUUCGAACAAUUUCGAUGCAGCUGACAGACUGGUGAUUCCACGGUAAUUCCGAAUAUUUCGUCUAUCUCCACUUUUGAACACGGGAAACAGAAUUGAAGCUUCCAAAUUUCGGGAAAUUCACGCUGUUCAAAUGAGCGAUCGAAAAUCGUACUCAAUGGAUAUGCUAAAGAGGCAGCACACCGGCGAAACACAACGGCGGGAAUACCAUCGGGUCCAGGCGAGAAGGUUUUCUUCAGUUUGCGAGUAGCGACUGAGUGAUUUCGAACAUGUCUAAAUCCACUAUAUCAGCAGGCACAUCUCUGAUUGCUCGUUCUACUUCGUCAUCGGAAGCAGCUGAUUCUGCAAAGACGGAUGCAAACAAUUCAGCGAAUUGCUGAUGAGAAUCAACGCGAAGCAACGGAGCAGAAUAUUCGGUAAUCGUAAUAGAAUCGUAUGCUAUAUUGGUGAACACCAAGUCGAGUAUUCUACCCAGAGCAGCAAUUUGUCACUGUCACUGGGUAUAUUUGGACUACUAUGACUACCAUUGCUACAUUACCACCAAACGACGUGCAACAAGAUAUGAGCCGACACAACAAAUUCUUCACUCUUUGAUGCUGAAUAGCUUGUCAGAGUGUUUUGACAAUCAAAGCAUGUUGCAAGUCAGUGCACUAUGAUCGUCAAGACGAGAAAUACACUGUCACUUGAUGUAAUGGAAGUUUACUCGUUUACCAGGGUGCAUUUGUUUACGUUGAGCUAUCUGAAUACCAUUCUUAUAUAAAAUGCUACAACUCGCGGGGAACAAAGGAUAUAAAUGAGUUUAAACGGACUUUCAAAUACGUGAAUUUCGAUAUCGGGUAGAAAUUUCAACGAAAAUUCCUCAUUAUUCUCAGCAUGUAGAGAUUGUUCAAGCUUAGGUCAGUUAUAUAUUUCGUUGCCUAAAUGAUUGGAUAUCGCUUACACGUUAUCGCGGAAAAAUAAAGUUAGGACAAAAAACAAGGUGAUUUUCGUAAUCUACGUUUUAUUUUCUAUUUUACCACAUAAUCGCCGUAACGUUCGAGGCAUUUUUCAAAGCGUGGCACGAGUGUUAUCAGGGAUGAGGAACACUCCUUUCGUCAAUAAACCUGGCCUUUUGUUCUUAAUCAGUCCAAAACUUCACAAUAGUACGGUGAUGAAACUGGCGUUCGGCGGUCAACGAUUCGAUAACACUGAAGAAAUUCGUGACGCAGUUACAUCGUACUUAAAAAGUUGGACGCUACGCACCUUGGGCUAGAAAUAGAUAAACUCGUGCCACGCUUUGAGAAAUGCCUCGAACGUUACGGCGAUUAUGUAGUAAAAUAGAAAAUAAAACGUAGAUUACGAAAAUCACCUUGUUUUUUGUCAUAACCAUAUUUUUCCGCGAUUUCUGAGGCACUGAAACUUAUUUUUUGAACGACCCUUGAACGGUGCUACAGCAAGCAAACUCAUUGCCAUUUCUCACCCAGGAUAUUGGUUGAUUGUAAUCACCACAAACUAAUACAACUUCGUUAGGUGAUGUCUUGUCGCAAAUAUCACGAACUAAAGCAACAUGUUGAUCAAAGGCUGCAACAUCACGGCUACGGUUCGGCGGGAUAUAAACGGCACACAUCGAAAUUUUCGUUCCCCGGAUUGAUGCCGCAACACACACCUGUUCAAUUGCUGAGCCACUCCGCGUCACUAUGAAAUAGCUGACAUGUUUUGCUGCGAUUGCGAUAAGCACUCCACCGAAGCUAGAUUUGGAACUGUUGCAAAGAUUACAAUCGCACUGGUAAACAUUGAAUUCAGGUUUAAAUAGUUGCCCGGAAUUGAUGCUGUCAUUCAAGGUGGUUUCCGUACGACUUAAUACGAUUUUUUUUGAGUAGUAGAUUUUACAAUGUUUUAUGUUGUAAACAAGUUAAAUGAGUAGAGAUCAAUAAUCGAAUGAAUUACAGUAAUAAUAGGUCGUUUAUUUCUUUUAUUGUUCCUUUUUUGUGUUUUGGCGGCAAGUUUUGGUUACCAAUUUGUCGAAUAAUUAUAGUUUUGCAAGUACACACAAAAAUAAUUUAUCAGAAAAAAUAAAGUAGCUAGUGCGAAAUAGAGUAUUUCACGUCAAGUGGGUGGAAUUUUGCACUCAUUGGUAUGAAGGAGCUUCACGGUACUUUCAAGCGACAUUGUGACUCGAUUGAACUCAUCUCUUAAAUAGGCGUCGAGAAAAAAGCCAGAGUGAAACAUCAACUGGGUGGCACACACACAAACAAAUAGAUUAUUUUUUAGCAGCUAGUAGAAUUUCUCACCAGACAAAGGGUGGGAAGGAAAAUUAAACUUACCCGUGAUCUCGUGGCAUUUCGAACUGAAUUGUGCUGGAUAGUAGGAGGAAGGAAAUCGUUAUUAUAUUAGGUUUUAACUUGUAGACUUGUUUAGGAGAAAACUCGCACAAGCGAAGUUUGAUGUACUUUGAGUUUGGCUUCUGCAAAUGAGACGUGAUAGUUUUCCAAGAAAAGUUAUACUAAUAUUCGAUAUUUUGUGGUGUUUAUGAUUUAAUUGUUUUGCUGUUGGUUACAGUUGUAUCGGAAAUGGCAGAAGAAUGUUGAAGCGUCAUUGGAGCCAAAAUGAGAACAAAUUAUUGUUUAACCGUUACAAACAAAAAAUCAAUUCUCGAAAAUGAAACUACUUUUCAAGGUGAUGUGAUUAUUCACAAAAUUUUGGAAGAAUAAAAAACGAUUAAAGAAUAGAGAACAGUGAUAAACGUCGACACGAAACAAACCUACCUGUAGUUUUGCUCCAUCUUCUCAUAAAAGCAUAACAUACAAACAACAGAUACAAUGUGAAUAUAUCUUGUUUCGAAUAUGCAUAAUUAUAGAAGUAAAUAAUUCUUGAA
Molecule: messenger RNA, 6879 nt
Organism: Toxorhynchites rutilus septentrionalis
Lineage: Eukaryota; Metazoa; Arthropoda; Insecta; Diptera; Culicidae
Exons: 8
Coding region: 511-2109 (532 amino acids)
Molecular function (GO): zinc ion binding
Source: RefSeq, a predicted model, not a curated record